Molecule: messenger RNA, 1865 nt
Organism: Hemibagrus wyckioides
Lineage: Eukaryota; Metazoa; Chordata; Actinopteri; Siluriformes; Bagridae
Gene: marveld1
Product: MARVEL domain containing 1
Exons: 1
Coding region: 282-770 (162 amino acids)
Biological process (GO): myelination
Cellular component (GO): membrane
Molecular function (GO): structural constituent of myelin sheath
Source: RefSeq, a predicted model, not a curated record
UUGCUGCUGGAAGGAAAAGAGGGGGAGGUUAACAAAGUCUUCCAGCUGCCACAGAGGAAACGGAAGGGACGAAACAGAAAACUAAUUUCAAAACUUCAAGUCUAUGCUCAAGCAUUGCUGUCUGAGAUCUUCUUCUUCUUCUCCUGAAUCAUACACAGACUUCUUCGGAAAAUUCCACCUUUGUUUCUACAUUUGUUGCUAAUCUCCAGUUGUUUCUGUGGUUGUGGGGAAAAAAGCCUCCACCCUAAAGAGAAGAAAGAGAACUAAUCCACUGAGAGGAGAUGUCCCCCCAGCCACAGGUGACAAGGAAUUUCCAGGAGUUCCUCAAGAGCUUUUAUGGGAUUAUACGGAUCCUUCAGAUUCUCCUAGGAGCUGGACUUUGGGUCACUGUCGCCACCAGCAAGUAUGAGGGCUCCGUUCACUUUGUCCUCUUUGUGGCUGUGUUCUUCUGGCUUCUCACACUCGCCCUCUUCUUUGUCACUAUGCUAAACAAGCAGGACCUUGUCCCCAUCCUAGGAGGAGAGCGAUGGCUGUUAACCAAUGUGAUACAUGACAUUGCUGCUACAUUGCUUUAUUUGUCUGCAAUCGGCAUCAUGAUAUACAAAACGUCGAAGAACGCUUACUGCAAUUUGCCACAGUACAGCUACACAUGCCUGUACAUCGUCUACCUCACUGGCUCUGUGUUCGCCUGCCUGACUGCCAGCGCCUACCUUCUCUCAGCCAUAUACGGCUCCUGCAGAAAGUGCCGGGGUGAGCAGACCGUGGUGUAAAAACCCAACAUGGGAUACAUGAGGGAUGGGGGAGGGACACUUCUUCUUCUCUCUGAGAGCCCUGAGAGAGAGAAAAACAGCCCUUUUCCAGGUUGCACACAGCUGGCUUAUGAAAAAAAAGAUCUUUCCUUUUCUAUUAAAGCAGAGGGUUUGAUCCCUUUGUCUCAGGCUUCCAGGUUGGUUGAUUUUGUAUAAAGUAAUUUAAACUCAUUUAUACCUUCAUCAGCCACAAAAAAAUAUGUAUUUUAUUUUAUAUUUUAUGUGUCUAGAUACUCAACAAGUUAUAUACCAGAGUUCUAUGGUUUCUUUUAUCAUUUCUGUUACAAUGACAAACCAACAAUCUAAUAUGCCAUGUCUGUAGCGUUUAUUUUUUAUCAGUUUUUAUGAUGACAUAAAGCUGGGUCUUUUUUUAUGACUGAAUGUGCAUUAGAUACAUGUGUUGGUGUAUGUGUACAGAGUCUAGCAGAAUGAAUAAUGCCAUAUCAAGAAUGUCACUGACAAUAUCGCUUGCUUAACAUGCACACAUCAACAAUGGUAUGUAAAAAUGUCCAUCUACAAGUAUUUAUAUUUCACACAAAGCAAGUGUCAGUAUGAGCAAAUAAUGAAUAAAAAGUAAAUGAUCACCUGAAACUCAUCUCUGUCAGUAGUGGGGGAGAUUUGUGAGUCUUCGCGGUCCUAGUUAAGUCCAGAUAAGGCUAAGAGUCAAAAGCUAGGACAGCAUUCCACAGCAUCUAGAUUGUUGCAGUACACAAAACUGUGCCAACAAGUCAAGAAUCUGAGAAGAAUGGGUUUGUUUAAAUUCCAUACACUCCAUUUGUGUGAGAUUUUAAAUGUUAGAUUUUUUCAAACUUCUACUCUUAAACUGAAUUGCAGUAAAAGUGAGUUGCUAAUGUCUGUAGUGGGAAUUGAGGGAGAGUGUGUUACUGUAAUCUCUGAUUAAUGAGCGUACUUCCAAAGAAUUCCAAUGAGGCUGGGCCUCAGCUAAGCAGCAUUCAUUUCUCCUAUUCAGUAAAAACAAAAUCUCAAUUUAUUUUGUGUUGUUUGUACAAGAACACUAAAUCCUGUUAAUACCACAAAAAGUACAAAUGUAAUUGA